This is a messenger RNA of Funneliformis caledonium, 930 nucleotides long. The record is from the annotation of a GenBank genome assembly. Lineage: Eukaryota; Fungi; Glomeromycota; Glomeromycetes; Glomerales; Glomeraceae.
AUGAUCAAUAUAGGAGCUAUAGGAUGCAUUAUUACCAAAAGUUUCUUAGAUUCUGUACAUAAAGAUAUUGAAGAAUCUAUAAAUGUACAAAUAAUUAGUGUUAUAGGAGCAAGGACAGCGCCCUUAGAAAAAAUGUUGAAAGUAGGUGUAAAAAUAGGAAAGUUUGAGAUCAAAGAGAAUAUGAUAGUUACUGAAUCCUUUGGAUACAAUAUUCUACUUGGAAAUAAUUGGAUAACUAUACAGGCAAAAAUUGAUCCAAAAGUAUUUACUCCUAUAGAUUUUGUUGAGGAAAAAUAUGAUGAGUUAGAACUUGAAGAAAUAUAUGAAAACCCUCAAUACUAUCUAAACGUAUCCUUCAAUAAUAAUAUGACUACUAUUAACAGCCAACAAUAUCUAACUGAAUUUUUAAAAUUCAGCAAACUUGAACUUCUUAAGACUAAUAAGUAUUGGAAAGGACUAGAACGAUGCUUGUCUGUUUCAAUUAAUAAAGCACAAAUUAAAGCAAAUGAUAAAUUGAUAGAAAUAUCAAAAGGAAAAGAAACACCAAUAAGAAAAUUAACAAAAGAUCAGCAGCAGCAGUUACAACAGUUAUUAGAGGAAAAUAAAGAUUUAUUUGCCAAUGAGAAGUCAGAAUUAACACAAACCAACAUCUCACAAUAUGAAAUUAUCACAGAAAAUAUGCAUCCAAUAAAAAGGAGACCAUAUACAACAUCCUUAAAGGAAAAGGAAUGGAUAGCAUCAGAAAUAGAAGAAAUGUUAGAACAAGAAGUGAUUCGACCAUCUAAUAGUCCUUGUUAUGAAGUAAAAUAUAGAAAAGAAAAAUAUCACGAAAAUGCAGAUGCUUUAUCUUGGAUAAACCCAUAUGAUUUUGACCCAAUACAGGAAAAUACAUCAUCAUCACCAAACUCUAGAUUUUUCAAUAAUAGAUAA